Messenger RNA from Doryrhamphus excisus (bluestripe pipefish), 1328 nucleotides. RefSeq names its product annexin A5b (gene anxa5b). Gene Ontology annotation, cellular component: vesicle membrane; plasma membrane; nucleus. The record is from RefSeq and is a predicted model, not a curated record. Lineage: Eukaryota; Metazoa; Chordata; Actinopteri; Syngnathiformes; Syngnathidae. Gene Ontology annotation, biological process: negative regulation of coagulation. Gene Ontology annotation, molecular function: phosphatidylserine binding; calcium ion binding; calcium-dependent phospholipid binding.
UCGGCUAACUCCCAUUUAGUUUUUUUCCCUGUGUAUAAAGUCUGCCCCGUCCGUCUGGGCUUUUCUUCUCUCGCUUCUCCUCGUCCUCACUCACCGGGUGACAGCUGCCUCUCUGCGACGACUUCUACGUGAGUGGAAAAAGUAACAGCCCACUUCUGUAAAAAUGGCCAGCAGAGGAACCGUCAAAGCCAGCGCCAACUUCAAUGCCAGCACGGAUGCUGAGACGCUGUACAAGGCCAUGAAAGGCCUGGGCACCGACGAGGACGCCAUCCUGCAGCUGCUGACCUCCCGUAGCAACGCCCAGCGCCAGGAGAUCUCCUCGGCCUACAAGACCCUCUUUGGAAAGGACCUGAUCCACGACCUCAAGGGGGAGCUGGGGGGGAAAUUCGAGACGCUCAUCGUGGCGCUGAUGACCCCGCCCUUGGCCUAUGAUGUGACGUUACUCCGCAACGCCGUCAAGGGGGCAGGAACUGACGAGAAGGUGCUCGUGGAGAUCCUGGCCUCCAGAAGCGCCCAACAGGUGAAGAACAUCGUGGCUGCCUACAGGCAAGAGUACGAUGACGACCUGGAAGAGGACGUUGCAGGAGACACCUCAGGUCACUUCAAGAGACUUCUGGUCAUCCUGCUCCAGGCCAACAGGCAGACGGGGAUCCAGGAGGGAAACAUCCAGACUGAUGCUCAGGUCCUCUUCAAGGCCGGCGAGCAGAAGUUUGGCACUGAUGAGCAAACCUUCGUCACCAUCCUGGGCAACCGCAGCGCCGAGCAUCUGAGGAAAGUGUUCGAGGCGUACAUGAAGCUGUCCGGCUACGAGAUGGAGGAGAGCAUCAAGAGGGAGACGUCCGGAAGCCUCAGAGCGUUGCUGCUGGCCGUCGUCAAGUGUGCCAGGAGCGUCCCAGCCUAUUUUGCAGAGACUCUCUACCACGCAAUGAAGGGUGCAGGAACGGAUGAUGACACUCUGAUCCGUGUCAUGGCCACUCGUAGCGAGGUGGACAUGUUGGACAUCAGAGCUGACUUCAGGAGGAUGUUUGCAUGCUCCCUCCAUUCAAUGAUCAAGGGUGACACCGGCGGCGACUACCGCAAGGCCUUGCUGCUUCUCUGCGGCGGGGACGAUGCGUAACUGCGGCGACAACGCCAUGAUCUCCUACCAAGUCGACGACCGCACAGCGUGGGACGUUUGUUUUUCAAGGCAUGAUCCCAAAUAACGUCUUUGAAAGGCAGCUCACCUUUCACUCUUUGCUCCGCUAAUCAUGUCUGUCAGGAUUCCAUCCGUCACGCUUGGAUGUCUUUCCCUCAAUAAUAAACGUGUCCUUGAUGAAGUACAAAUCUAA